Sitophilus oryzae (rice weevil) is the source of this 1456-nucleotide messenger RNA. Its product is annotated as protein N-terminal asparagine amidohydrolase-like. NCBI's taxonomy places the organism in Eukaryota, Metazoa, Arthropoda, Insecta, Coleoptera, Curculionidae. Gene Ontology annotation, cellular component: nucleus. The coding region runs from base 250 to 1182 and encodes 310 amino acids. The transcript has 7 exons. Gene Ontology annotation, molecular function: protein-N-terminal asparagine amidohydrolase activity. Gene Ontology annotation, biological process: ubiquitin-dependent protein catabolic process. The record is from RefSeq and is a predicted model, not a curated record.
AAAAGAGAACUUUGAUCGACAGUAGCCAACCGAGUCCCUUGAACAAAUCAGUGUUCUUUAUACACUUCGUAUAGUUGCUAGUUAAUCGCAAUUCAUAUUUAGAAACAUCAAUACGUUAUCUUAAUUGUUGCGUAAAAUUAUAAACAACCAGUGUCUUUAGAAACAUGAUAUGACCACAAGAUCCAAAAUAACAUAAUUUAUAUAUUUUUGCUUGGUGUUUAUAACGAGUUUUAAAAGUUGUCUUAGAAUAUGGUGUUGGUACUUAACGGGGUCCUACAAGAGGACUGUCCAAUCGACAGCAGGACCCUCUACAUGAAUCAUCCUGUAUAUAGAGAAACAGCGGCACAACUUCUGGCAGUACCAAAUAAGGUCAUAGGACCCGUAGGGUUACUUUAUGUUUUACAAAGAGAAUUGGCAGCCACUAUACCACAUGACAAAAAUGUGAGUAUAUUGGGUUCAGAUGACGUCACGACUUGUCUAAUAGUAGUUAUAAGACAUUCAGGUUCUGGAGCAGUUGCUCUAGCACAUCUGGACGGAUCUGGCACUGACGAAGCCGUAUGUGCCAUGAUACACCGAGUACAAGAGCUGGCAUUGGGAUAUCCCGAAGGACGUAUAGAACUGCAAUUGGUCGGGGGAUUCACAGAUCCCCAUGGAUAUUCUGAAGAUUUAUUUUUCACAGUGAUUAAUUCCUUCCACAAGCAUCCAGUUGAAAUUGACUUAACCCUAGCCUGUGUAGGAGAACUCAACACAACAAUUAGAGGUGGUAUUAACUGGCCCAUAAUUUACGGAAUUGGAGUAAACGUAAAAACUGGAGAAAUAUUCCCUGGUACUUUUCCAGAUAAGGGACCAGAUCAGCCUUUGAGAUGUGCCAGGUAUCUCACUGGAAUUUCACAAGUCCUGGAUAUCUACGACUGCAAUUUGGGGUUGCUUAGAAUAGGCCCGUUCAAUUAUGAACCUUUACGAGGAGUCGACUUAUGGCUAGAACAAAGCGAUGAAUUCAUUUUGCAACAACUAUCGACAACACCAGAAGUGCAACCUCCACAUUUCGUUAUGCAGAUCAGGGCAGCUCUAAAAUACGUCCAAGCCAAUCAGUUUCCAGCAAUAACAGUCUUCAGAGAUAACAGACCACACUACUACAGAAGAGACGAACAUUCUGGACUUUGGACGCCCGUCAGAUACUAAAUAACAAUUUGUACAAUAAUUCCGUUACAAAAUUACAAGAAUGUCCUAUAAGCAUAAAUAAAUAUAAUAGGUCCAAUUAGUAGAUAAAUAUGUUUCACGUACGCAAUUAACACUACACAGAGUCCUAAUAAUUUAUUCUUUCUCCGUUAAUUUCAACCAUAAGUACAGUUGACAUAAGGUUAAAAUUAAAAUUGCAUUUUAAUUUACCUUCUAGUGUGUAAAUUAUUAACCAAAGCCCAUUUAUAAUAAAACUUUUAAAAUUAUAUAUCAGAAA